This is a messenger RNA of Knipowitschia caucasica, 543 nucleotides long. Lineage: Eukaryota; Metazoa; Chordata; Actinopteri; Gobiiformes; Gobiidae. The record is from the annotation of a GenBank genome assembly.
AUGUGGGCUGGAGUCAGAGCGCAGGAAGGCCCAGCGAAGACCGACAGCGUUUGCUUCACAAGGAAAGUCUCCAGUGUUAGACGCCGAUACAGCGAGUUUGUAUGGCUCAGGCAAAAACUGGAGGCAAACUCCCUGCUUAUGGUGAAGCUGCCAGAGCUGCCUCCAAAAAACCCUUUCUUUAGCCUGAACAAUGCACGGCAGAUCACGGAGCGGAUGAGGGGGCUGCAAAUGUUCCUGGAGCAAAUCCUUCAGAGCCCUUUGCUCCUGUCCGACAGCUGUUUGCACCUGUUCCUCCAGUCUCAGCUCUGCGUGGCCAAGAUGGAGGCAUGUGCGGCGGGGAGGACGGCGUACUCUGUGGCGCAGGCCGUGCAGCGCUGUGGCCUGAGGCGCUUCCACUCAGAGGAGGAGCUUCACCGCAGCAUCAGUCUGUCCUGCGACUGUCAACCAGAGAGCUCAGAGGACGCCGCGGCCAAGUCUUUGAUGCUAAACAAAUCCCGAAGUGCAGCAGUACUACAAUAUCCAGGCCUGGACCAAGAGGCAUGA